Molecule: messenger RNA, 390 nt
Organism: Spodoptera exigua (beet armyworm)
Lineage: Eukaryota; Metazoa; Arthropoda; Insecta; Lepidoptera; Noctuidae
Source: the annotation of a GenBank genome assembly
AUGGGCAGAACACCAUGGUGUACCCAGAAAGCGACUGAUGGCGGCGACCCCUCGCGGCCGGCCUGUGUUAAGCCCGUGUAUUUAUGGCUAGACAUAUGUGAGCAGCGCGCGCUCGCGGCACCAUCAGCAACGGGGGACGGCGCUGCCGCGCCACCAAACUCCAUUUCGCCGCCUAAACUCGUACGCGGCUCAGGCAAUUUUUUAAAUGUACCCGCUCAAAAUAAAUUAUGUAGCGAACUGGGAAGGCGCCGCGGACAAACAACAGAUAAAACGGAUGAACGCGACUCGCGGCCAGAGCGAGACGGCACCAGUCGCUCCUCCCCGGCGCCCCGCGCCGCGCCCGCUUCACCCCCUCCCGCCGUUCAACUUGAAGACGGCCCCGAGAGCUAA